GGAUUUGGUUCUUGUUUUUUUUUCUUGUAGCCGGUUACUCGUAACCAGUGUUUAUGUUAGCUUAAAACUCUUGUUACUAAACAUCUUGUUUUAUUUAUCGUUAAUUAUGAUAAAAGCUAUCCUUGUUUUCAAUAAUUAUGGUAAACCACGUUUAACCAAAUUCUAUCAUCACUAUGCUGAAGAUGUACAGCAAAACAUAAUACGUGAAACAUUCCAAUUAGUAUCCAAACGGGACGAUUCUGUGGUGUGCAAUUUCCUGGAGGGAGGAAGCUUGAUCGGCGGCUCUGAUUAUCGAUUAAUUUAUCGUCAUUACGCUACACUUUAUUUUGUUUUUUGUGUUGAUUCGUCUGAAAGUGAAUUGGGCAUUCUCGAUUUAAUUCAGGUUUUUGUUGAAACAUUAGAUAAAUGUUUUGAAAACGUUUGUGAGCUUGAUCUAAUUUUCCAUGUUGACAAGGUUCAUCAUAUUCUAAAUGAAUUGGUAAUGGGAGGUAUGGUUCUGGAAACCAACGCAAACGAGAUUCUACUGAGAAUUGAGGAGCAAAACAAAUUAGAAAAACAAGAGGCUGGACUUUCUACGGCACCGGCAAGAGCAGUUUCAGCCGUUAAAAAUAUGAAUAUACCUCAGCAGAUAAAGGAUAUGAAAUUACCUGAUCUGCCAAAUAUUGGCGGAUUGAAGUUUUAAUUUUUCUUACUUAACUUAUAAUUGCUGAAACAAUGGCUAAAGAUUACAUUAAAUUAAGUGGCUUGGCACAUUGGGGAUGAUUGAUAUUAAUUCAUAAUAAAACAUUUUAUUUUGCUACGAUUUA
Molecule: messenger RNA, 806 nt
Organism: Tetranychus urticae (two-spotted spider mite)
Lineage: Eukaryota; Metazoa; Arthropoda; Arachnida; Trombidiformes; Tetranychidae
Gene: or
Product: AP-3 complex subunit sigma-2 or
Biological process (GO): intracellular protein transport; Golgi to vacuole transport
Cellular component (GO): AP-3 adaptor complex; membrane coat
Source: RefSeq, a predicted model, not a curated record